Molecule: messenger RNA, 3917 nt
Organism: Oncorhynchus kisutch (coho salmon)
Lineage: Eukaryota; Metazoa; Chordata; Actinopteri; Salmoniformes; Salmonidae
Product: RNA-binding protein 25-like
Exons: 18
Coding region: 188-2860 (890 amino acids)
Biological process (GO): regulation of alternative mRNA splicing, via spliceosome
Cellular component (GO): spliceosomal complex
Molecular function (GO): mRNA binding
Source: RefSeq, a predicted model, not a curated record
UGCAUUGCAAAAAACACAGGUCCUUGUUAGAUGCAUAACGUAGCUAGCAAGUUAGCUAUUGAAAGACCGAUCAAAUAUCGUUCAUAUAGUAAUUUAGACUGACUUAUAUGAAAACAGAUAUAAUACGUUGAUUACAAGAGUACAUUGUGUGCACGCCGCCUGUUUUCAGGUCACUCCACCUCCCAAGAUGUCGUACCCCCCACACCUGAACCGCCUCCCCCAGUUGCCCCCCGGGAUUCGCCCUCCCCACUUCGCAGGGUUCCCCCAGGGAGUCCCAGCAGGUACACCCAUGAUUCCAGUCCACAUGGGGAUAAUGACCUCUGCACCUACGGUCCUGGUUCCUACCACAGUGUCUAUGGUCCAGAAGCCUCCUGCUCAGAGGAAAGAGCUGAACCCAGUCAGAGCCAAGGAGAACCAGGAGGGGGGCAGUGGUCCCACCACUACAGUGUUUGUAGGGAACAUCUCCGAGAAGGCUUCAGACAUGCUGGUCAGACAGCUGCUAGCGAAAUGUGGCCUGGUCCUGAGCUGGAAGAGGGUCCAAGGGGCUUCUGGGAAACUGCAAGGUAAAAACAAAACAGCGUUUGGUUUCUGUGAGUACAAGGAGCCAGAGUCCACCCUGCGUUCCCUUCGUCUGCUACAUGAGCUGUUGCUGGGAGACAAGAAGCUGCUGGUUAAGGUGGAUGCUAAGACCAAGGCCCAGCUUGAAGAAUGGAAGGCUAGGAAGAGGAACUCCAACGGGGGAGCCAUGACAGAGGACGGGCUCAAGGAAGAGGAAGAGGAGGAGGAGGAGGAGGAGGAUCUUGAUGAGGACACAAAGCGUCGUGACCAGAUAGUAAAAGGGGCGAUCGAGGGGUUGAUCCGGGAGUACGGCAGUGAGCUCAACGCCCCUUCUCAGGACGGAGACAACCAGCCCCGCAAGAAGAAGAGAGAGAAGAAAGAGGAGGAGGACAUCAAUGUGAUGGAGAUGGAGGAUGACAAAAGAGACCUGAUAUCCAGAGAGAUCUCUAAGUUCCGGGACACUCACAAGAAACUGGAGGAGGAGAAGGGAAAAAAAGAGCAGGAACGGCAAGAGAUCGAUAAGGACAGGAGGGAGAGGGACAAAGAGAGGGAGCGAGAGAGGGAGCGCCGGGACCGCGAGAGGGAGAAGGAGAAGGAGAGAAACGACAACAUCAAGGAGAGAGACCGGGACCGGAUCGAUCGGGAACGUGAACGGACGAAGGAGAGAGAAAGGGAACGGGGAGAGAGGGAGCGAGGAGAGAGGGAACGAGGAGAGAGGGAACGGGGAGAGAGGGAACGGGGAGAGAGGGAACGGGGAGAGAGGGAACGGGGAGAGAGGGAACGGGGAGAGAGGGAGCGAGGAGAGAGGGAACGCGUGAAGGAGAGGAGUCGAGAAGUCAGCCAAGACCGCAGUAAAUCCAGAGAACGGAGCCGCGAUGAGAAGAAACACGACCGCGAGGAAGAUCAGGAGGAGGCGUACGAACGCAGGAAACUGGAGAGGAAGAUGAGGGACAAGGAGACUGCUUACCAGGAACGUCUGAAGAACUGGGAGAUCAGGGAGAGGAAGAAGGCUCGGGACUAUGACAAAGAGAACCAGAGAGAGGAGGAGAGACGCCAUGAUAUGACCAAAGAAGGCAAGCGUCUGAAAGAGUUCCUGGAAGAUUAUGACGAUGACAGAGAUGAGUCCAAAUACUACAGGGGUAGUGCAUUGCAGAAGCGUCUGAGAGACCGUGAGAAGGAGACGGAGCUGGAUGAUAGAGACCGGAAGAGGGAGAAGGAGGAGCAUGAUCAGAUCAGACAGAGACUGUUAGCUGAGGGACACCCAGACCCUGAGGCCGAGCUGCAGAGGAUGGAGGAGGAGGCGGAGCGGAGGCGGCAGCCCCCAGUGAAGCCGGAGGAGGAGGUGCAGCAGGAGAAACCACACCGAGAGAGGGAGCACCGAGAGAGGGAGCACCGAGAGAGGGAGCACCGAGAGAGGGAGCACCACAGGGACAGGAGAGGAGGAGGAGGAGGUGCAGACAGGCCUCCUCCCGAACACCCUCAGUCCCAAUCAGACGAUGACGUGGAGGAUGGAGAGGAGCUUGACGAUCGUGACGGGGACGACUCGUCAGACGCCAGGACACACCCACACCUCAAGCCCACACUGCGGCCAAUCACGUCGGCACCCUCUGUGUCGUCGGGCAGCGGCGGCGCCACGCCCAACUCCCCUGGCAACGAGUCUCCGUGUGGCAUCAUCAUUCCUCAUGAGAACUCUCCAGACGCCCAGCCCACAGAUGAACACCGGCCCAAGAUAGGCCUCAGCCUCAAACUGGGAGCCGGCGCCAGCCCCAGCCAUCAGGUCCACACUGGGAGUAAACGUAAGAAGCUGGCCAACGUCGACAGCGUCUUCAACAAGUUCGGAGAGGAGGAGGCCGACGAGGCGCCUCGUAAACGUAAGCUGGUUCCACUGGACUACGGCGAGGAUGAUAAGAGCUUGGGUCUGGACGGGGCAGAGGUACCUGGAGGGAAGGGAGGACAAAACACAGAGGAGAAACGGAAACACAUCAGGAGUCUCAUUGAGAAGAUCCCUACAGCCAGACCGGAGCUGUUUAACUACCCUCUGGACUGGACUGCUGUGGACUCGACUCUGAUGGACCGUCGCAUCAGACCCUGGAUCAACAAGAAGAUUAUAGAAUAUAUCGGAGAGGAGGAAGCUACGCUAGUUGACUUUGUUUGUUCGAAGGUCAUGUCUCACGGCACACCGCAGGGGAUCUUGGAUGAUGUUGCCAUGGUUCUGGACGAAGAGGCCGAGGUGUUCAUAGUUAAAAUGUGGAGGCUGUUGAUCUACGAAACGGAGGCCAAGAAGAUUGGUCUGGGGAAAUGAAGACUAGUACUACUACAGUACUACUAUCUAGUACUACUACAGUAUUACUGCUGUCAGGGACAGUUUUUUUCCCCUCUGGCUUCAAGUCUCUUUAUGUCUCUGACUGAUCGACUGAUCACACGGACACCUCUCACUCACUAGGGAGUCGAGACUAUGAACAUGGGCCUGUUACCAGUCCUCUACCCCCCAACCACCCUCUACCGCUCCCCAAACCUCCUCUACCCCCCAACCACCCUCUACCGCUCCCCAAACCCCCUCUACCGCUCCCCUACCCCCUCUACCCCUACCCCCUCUACCGCUCCCCAACCCCCUAUUCCCCAAUCCCCCCUACCCCCUCUACCCCAAUCCCCCCUACCCCCCUCUACCGCUCCCCAACCCCCCUCUACCACGCACCAACCCCCCUCUACCGCUCCCCAAACCCCCUCUACCACGCAUCCCCCCUCUACCACGCAUCCCCCCUCUACCACGCAUCCCCCCUCUACCACGCAUCAAACCCCCUUUACCAUGCACCCCCCUCUACCACGCACCAAACCCCCUCUACCACGCACCAAACCCCCUCUACCACGCACCAAACCCCCUCUACCACGCACCAAACCCCCUCUACCACGCACCAAACCCCCUCUACCAUGCACCACCCCCCCUCUACCACGCACCAAACCCCCUCUACCACGCACCAAACCCCCUCUACCACGCACCAAACCCCCUCUACCACUCAUCCCCCCCUCUACCACUCCCCAAAACCCCAUUCCAUCAGUAAAGAACAACAGCUGCUGUCUGUGUGUGUGUCUGUGUGUGUGUGUGUCUGCAAGAGAGAGCUUGACUGUGUUGAAUGUGAAAGUGCCCACAAGCUUACUGCAUGGUAUCCAAAUAGUUUGUUUCUAAGCUGGUGUGAGAGAGAGCCUGUCAAAGCCAGCUGUGUGUUCUUAUCCAUAAUUAUUUAGUCUGCUCCGCUGCGUCUCACUGACACGUUGGGCUUUAUGGUUUAGUAUUGUCAGGAAGGUAUCUUAUCUCGUUGGUACCGUCUGAUUGGAGGAUUCGCUCCACUGUGUGAUCUAAU